AUGACCCAAACUUUGCAAACUCCCUCCAAGGUAGCGGAAGGUAAAGAGGAUGCCAUCACUCAGCUCCUUCGUGCGGCUGAAGACAACCAUACCAAGCCUCUAUGGGCCCAGAUGACACGGCUAAACCCGCCUCUGCCGAACCCGCAGUGUAUUCCACAUGUUUGGAAAUAUAAUCAGAUCCGCCCGCAGCUUCUCCAGGCCGGAGAGCUCGUCACUGAGAAGCAAGCAGAACGCAGAGUUUUGAUGCUGGUCAAUCCCAAUCGAGAUGCCCCAUAUACCACUGAUACUAUCUACGGCGGGCUGCAGCUUGUCAUGCCUAAUGAGACUGCCCCCGCUCAUCGACACACAGCCUUUGCUUGCCGCUUCAUCAUUGAAGGACAGGGCGGGUUUACUGCUGUCCACGGCCAACGUAUCAAAAUGCAGAGGGGUGAUGUCAUUUUGACACCAACCUGGAACUGGCACGAUCACGGCAAGGACGGGUCCGGGCCCAUGAUCUGGCUCGAUGGGCUAGACCUGCCAAAUUUCAUGCACUUUCCCGUCCAUUUCGUCGAGCAUUAUAAUAGCCCCCGGUAUCCAGCCGAGGAUGUUGACUCAAACUCCUCGCCCAUCGUGUUUCCGUGUUAG
Parascedosporium putredinis is the source of this 624-nucleotide messenger RNA. The record is from the annotation of a GenBank genome assembly. Lineage: Eukaryota; Fungi; Ascomycota; Sordariomycetes; Microascales; Microascaceae.